GUGGGGCAGAGACUGCCCUCAGGAGAAAUUGAUUAGCCUGGGGAUUAGGUCUGCUCUGCCAGACCAGUGAGGACAGGACAGUCAAAAGUCUUUGGGACAAGGAGGAGAAAUCAUCUUGCCUGGGAACCAACUGGGCAGGGCUGAGAUACUGGCAUAUCUGAUCUGGGCCAGGGGGUGACAAAGAACAGGAUGCCUGUAGCCCAUCAGGAGUAACUCCACAAGUGUCCCCUGAUCCUGCUAUCCUGGGGUGAAUCUGCCAGCAACUCCAGCCCCCUUUCCAUCCCUUGACUUCUGAGUUAGAUGGGGCCUCUGGGGCUGAGACGGGCCUGGGCUAAGACAGAGUUCUGGAGGUCCAUGCUGGGAGAUUAGGCACCUAGGUCCCCAGCUCCACUCACUGCUCUGCUCACAGUGGGACCAGAAAAGAGCUCUACCCUGAGCAGAGGAAUCAGAGUGAAGUCACAGUUUUAAGGGUGAUGGUUGCUGUUCAGCAAAGGUACAGUGAGGGGGAAGAGACCAGGGAUCCCUGGCUGUGUGAUCUUUAACCACCCUUGCCCCUGUUGGGCAGAAGGAGGUUGAGGAGUGAUAGCAUUCCCUGAGCACAGUGGGCCAGCCCAGAUGGUCACCACAUUGAGGGUUGUCCAUCCCAAGUAUGAGUUUCCAGACCCCUCAUUCCCUCUAAUCCACCCAGUCUCUCUGGCAGGGUAAGGAAAGAAGAAUACAGCUGGCUGAGGGAGCUAACCCUUAGAGCUAAGUCUGAAGAAGAAAGCUGGGAACAAUGAUGGAAAUCUUCAGAUGCCACACUUAGCAGUUUGUACUGUACCAGAUUGGCACUGGGCAGCCUGGCAGGGCAGUGCAGCUAAGUGGAAGAAGCAUGUCUCAGAAUUCCUAGGGCUUUACAGCUCUGGCUUUCUCCUUCUCUAAGGCUGUCAGCCCCAGCCUACAGGAAGCACACUGAAGUCUCUGGGAGAAGACAACAUAUCUGUCCUGAAGACCUGGGACUUCUAGCCUGAAAGGAGACCAGCCCACAGACUAUACAGACAGAGGUGAGGCCUGGCAUGCUGCCCUUCAGGGAUACUACCAGUAUUUUUCUAAUUGAAAGAAGAAACUGAGGCUCAGAGAGGUCAAACUUCCUGAGUGGCAGAGCCUGGACUCAAUCUGGUCUGAUCUAUUCCAAAGCUGGAGAGCACCCACUACCCUAGACACCCUUCUGAGAUUCAAUUUCUUCAUAUAACUAGGAUUAUUGGGUGAGCAAUGUGGUUUUCAAGCCAUGUUUAGGAAGCAGAAAUUUUUAAAUAUUACAUGGAACACCAAUAUGCAGAAGUCUACCUAGAGACGCCAGAAUUUAGGCCUGCUGCCUCAUCUCACCCCUCAGCAUCGCCACCUGUCUGGUCACCCCAUGGCCCUGGCCAACCUCUCCUCCACCCCCAAGUUCCUCCUCCUGGGCCUGAUAGAUAGCCCCGACACCCACCCACUGCUGUUUCUGCUCUUCCUUAGCAUCUAUCUACUCAACGCACUGGGCAACCUGAGCAUGGUGGUGGUGGUCAGGUCCGACAGGACUCUCCAAUCCCCCAUGUAUUACUUCUUGGGUCACCUGAGCCUCGUGGACGUCUGUUUUACCACGGUCACUGUCCCCAGACUGCUGGCCAGCCUGCUUCACCCAGGCCAGGCCGUGUCCUUCCCUGGGUGCUUUGCCCAGCUGUACUUCUUCGUGGCCCUGGGCAUCACCGAGAGCUACCUCCUGGCAGCCAUGUCCCAUGACCGCGCAGUGGCUGUCUGCCGGCCCCUGCACUAUGCCGCGGUCAUGACGCCCUGGCGCUGCACAAUGCUGGUCGCUGCAUCCUGGGCCCUGUCCCACCUCCACUCGUUGCUCCACACGCUGCUCAUCUCUGCGCUCUCCUAUCCACGCUCCUCUCUUGUGCGCCACUUUUUUUGUGACAUGCCAGUGAUGCUGAGUUUGGCGACUUCUGACACGUCAGCCCCAGAGGCUGCCAUCUUCUCCGAGGGCCUGGCUGUGGUGCUGACCCCCCUGCUCCUUGUGUCUCUCUCCUACGGGCGAAUCUUCCUCGCGGUGCUAAGGAUGAAGUCUGCAGGCAGCCGUCGCCGUGCCUUCUCCACCUGCGGGGCCCAUCUGGUAGUGGUGUCGCUUUUCUUCGGUUCUGUCCUCUCCGUCUAUUUCCGGCCGUCAUCUGCCUACUCAGCCCGCUACAGCCGCCUGGCCAGCGUUGUCUAUGCGGUGGUCACACUGACCUUGAACCCUUUUAUCUAUAGCCUUCGAAACAAAGAAGUAAAGGGUGCCCUAAAAAGGGGGCUUAGAUGGAAGGCUGCAUCCCAAGAGGUGUAGAUAUAGUUAUUGCCCUGGAUGGAUGGCUCAGCUGGUUGAGGGUCCUCCUGUACCAAAAUGUUGUAGGGUCGAUCCCGGAUCAGGGAACAUACCUAGGUUGCCGGUUCAGUCCUUGGUCAGUGUGUGUAUAAGAGGCAACUGAUGGAUGUUUCUCUCUCACACC
Messenger RNA from Phyllostomus discolor (pale spear-nosed bat), 2504 nucleotides. Its product is annotated as olfactory receptor 1L4-like. Gene Ontology annotation, molecular function: G protein-coupled receptor activity; olfactory receptor activity. The record is from RefSeq and is a predicted model, not a curated record. The transcript has 2 exons. Bases 1397 to 2341 code for a protein of 314 amino acids. Gene Ontology annotation, cellular component: membrane. Gene Ontology annotation, biological process: G protein-coupled receptor signaling pathway. Lineage: Eukaryota; Metazoa; Chordata; Mammalia; Chiroptera; Phyllostomidae.